This is a messenger RNA of Bombyx mori (domestic silkworm), 7323 nucleotides long. RefSeq names its product polypeptide N-acetylgalactosaminyltransferase 5 (gene Pgant5). Bases 377 to 2251 code for a protein of 624 amino acids. Gene Ontology annotation, cellular component: Golgi apparatus. Gene Ontology annotation, biological process: protein O-linked glycosylation. The transcript is spliced from 14 exons. Gene Ontology annotation, molecular function: polypeptide N-acetylgalactosaminyltransferase activity. The record is from RefSeq and is a predicted model, not a curated record. NCBI's taxonomy places the organism in Eukaryota, Metazoa, Arthropoda, Insecta, Lepidoptera, Bombycidae.
ACAGAAUUGCAUAGAUUAUACACAACAAAAGACAUGCGAAGGCUGAAUGUCGUCGCUUUGUCUCAGCAAUUUAUUUAAUUGCAGUUCGCGGUUGCCGCGAGCUAAUAGUUUUAUCUAUCGCAUUUUAAAGCCUCAUUUAAAAUAUUUGUAAAUGUUUAAUUAAUGUAAAGGUGCCUUUUAAGUGAAUCGUGAUAAAUUGUGAGUAAAUUAUUAAUGUACGUGGCCCGGUCAGUAUUCCAAGAAACUACACAAUUCUCCAUCAAGAUCCGGAAACCUACUUAUUAUGUUGAUAUAUUUUAAAAUGAGCAAUCGUAAUCGUAUCAUUGGGUUGGAUUGAAAUUGUCAGAAGCCAGUGACCCGUGGUGUAUUCGUUAAAAUGUUCCGAAGUAAAAUAAGGAUUCACACGUGUCGUAUUAUCCUGCUGACGUCCUUGGCUUGGUUACUGGUGGACGUUAUGCUGCUGGCUAUGUAUUCGGACUGCUUCGGCGACGGAUGUAAUCAGAAGACUGUUACUAGUGAAAUUUCAAUUGGGAAGGAGGCAUACAAAGGGAAAAAAGCAGCAAUUGCUGCAGCACUUCAACAGGAUGUAGGUGAUGAUGAUACAAAUUUAGAAGAGAAUGUAUUGGGCCAAGAGGUUGAGGAUGAUGGGGUUUUAUUAUCUCCAUAUCCAAGGUCAAGACUCAAAAGGUGGCAGCGAGCACCUUCUGUGAUACCCCAGGGAGAAUCACCUGGUGAAAUGGGUAAGGCUGUGAACAUUCCGAUUGAGCAGGAGAAGUUGAUGUUAGAUAAAUUCCAAGAGAACCAAUUCAAUCUUUUGGCCAGCGAUAUGAUCUCACUCAACAGGUCACUGACCGACGUCAGAUUCGAAAAAUGCAAGGACAAGCAAUAUCCAGAGUUGAUGCCAACGACGAGCGUAGUUAUAGUGUUCCACAACGAGGCCUGGUCGACUCUAAUCAGAACUAUAUGGAGCACGAUAAACAGGUCGCCGAAAGCUCUGCUCAAAGAAAUUAUUCUCGUUGAUGACGCUAGUGAAAAAGAACACCUGGGAAAGAAGCUGGAAGAUUACAUAAAGACAUUGCCCGUUUCGACUCGCCUCUUCCGUACAGAGAAACGUUCCGGUCUCAUCAGGGCUCGUCUGCUCGGAGCCAAACAUGUACUCGGUGACGUCAUCACCUUCUUGGACGCACAUUGUGAAUGUACAGAGGGGUGGUUGGAGCCACUGCUGGCGCGCAUCGUGGAAGACAGAGCGACGGUCGUGUGUCCGAUCAUAGACGUUAUAUCGGAUACGACAUUCGAAUACAUUCAGGCUUCCGACAUGACGUGGGGCGGCUUCAACUGGAAACUUAACUUUAGAUGGUAUCGCGUUCCCGAACGCGAGAUGUCACGACGCGGAGGGGACCGUACAGCGCCACUUCGUACCCCGACCAUGGCGGGCGGACUCUUCGCCAUCGACAAGGAAUACUUCUAUAAAAUCGGUUCUUACGACGAAGGCAUGGACAUUUGGGGCGGCGAGAACCUUGAGAUGAGCUUUAGGGUGUGGCAGUGCGGCGGGCGGCUCGAGAUCGUGCCGUGCUCGCACGUGGGCCACGUGUUCCGCGACAAGUCCCCGUACUCGUUCCCGGGCGGCGUUCAGAACGUUGUGUUGCACAACGCGGCCCGCGUCGCCGAAGUCUGGAUGGACGAGUGGGGAGAUUUCUAUUACGCCAUGAAUCCAGGUGCGUUGAACGUCCCGGUCGGUGACGUCAGCGAGAGGAAAGCUUUAAGAGAACGUCUCAAGUGCAAGAGCUUCAGGUGGUACCUCGAGAACAUCUACCCCGAGAGUCAAAUGCCUCUCGAGUACUAUUACCUUGGAGAGAUUCGUAACGCGGAAACAUCGAACUGUUUGGACACCCUCGGCGGCAAGGCUGGCCAGCCGCUCGGCAUGGGCUACUGUCACGGAAUGGGAGGCAACCAGGUGUUUGCUUACACGAAACGCAAGCAAGUAAUGUCGGACGACAACUGUUUGGAUGCGGCGCAUCCGCGUGGACCCAUCAAGCUGAUCCGGUGUCACGGCAUGAGGGGCAACCAGGAGUGGAUAUACGACACCAAGACGCGGACAAUAAAGCACACGAACACGGGCAUGUGUCUCGACAAGCCGGACGCGUCGGACGUGUGGAAGCCGGUGCUGCGGGCCUGCGACAAGUCCCGGGGACAGCAGUGGCUGAUGCAGGUCGACUUCAAGUGGCAGGCCAGGCGGAACCAGAACAGCUAGUCCCCACUCGCACCGUGCAAGGUUUGACAACGAUAGACCAUACCAGUCUUCCUAUACUUUCAUUAUUUUAUAUCAGAUCUUAUUCCUAAAAUAAAAUUUAUAUUUACUAGAUUUUAAUAUAACACACACGAGGUCCUAUGAACCAUUGACAAUACAUAUUAUUAUGCUGUAAAUCACAAUGAAAGUUGCUCAAGUAGAUAUUGUGUGUUUUGUUUGAUGUUUUCGUGUAUUCUAUUCAGUGUCUAUAGCGACUUACUUAAAAGAAAUAAAAAAUUAUAUUUAUAGCACACACAAAGGAAGGGCCUUACAAAAUAUAUUUCAAGUUUAAAAUCCUAUAUUAAAUUUCAUAUUUUACUAUUUGAAUUUUUGUUAGCAAUAUGUUUUUUUUUUUCAAUGUUCGCUUUUAUGGCUUUCCGAAGGGUAUCAGCCAAAACAUAUUAAUACAAAAUCGGUUUGUAGCCUGUUUUAAAACAUCAAGGCUAUUAAUAAUUAUAGUUAUUCCAUCACAGUAGAAAUAAAACGAGUUUAAUAUUAUAAUUAGAUAAUAUUGUAUAAAAUUCCCACAUAUCUUUGCCCCUUUCGCUGAUUUUUUUAGUUGUCAGAGAAGUAGUAUUCUAGAAAUAUUUUAAUUAUUUUUUUCCAGAACUGAAUAGAAUACACGGAAAUAAUGUAAUUGUAAUAAAGAAGAGAAAUAUAUGUUUAUAAAUUGUGUAAUAAUUCAUUAUUAUUAUAACUAUAUUUUUAUGAGCUAGAGGUUGUAUUUAGGUAAUGUUCAUUUGAAAUUAUUCUGUAGAGUCGUUGUAUUUACACGAUAGGUCAUUAAAUUUAUGAUUACAAAAAGGAUGUAUAUGGCACUCCGCAAUUUUAUUCUAUUUACAAUUUAUUAGAGUUAGGAACUAGACAAAUAUUUUUGUUGAUUUCACUCCAUGGCAAGUAAGUUUGAUAUGUGUUAAGAAGUGCACAUUAUAUUCAAACCGUUGGCAGAAUAUCUAUUGUUCAUUAUGUUGGUAGAUAACAUAAUGAAAGAAAGAUAUUGUUUCCAGCAGAAUACUGGAAAUAGCAUAUCAUUACAUAUAAUGAUGACAUUUAUAAAUAUUUUGCUUUAUUUGAAUGUUUGCUUCUAUUCAAAAUAUUUAUACAAUAUGAACUCUUAUGAAAAUGUAUAUAUGUAUUCUCGUUAAUUAUCAUUUAAAUUAUAUGUAUAUAGUCUGUCACGUUCGAUAAAAAAAAAAGUUACAUUUCCCCUGGUCUAGCCAUUUUUCAUAUAAAAUGAUGUUCUAAUAGGCUCAUUAGACGGUUACUCUUUUGAACGAAUUUGAAACAUUAUUUCAUAUCUGACUUUACUAAUGGAUUAUUUUGAAAAUUAUCUGAACUUGUGAAAUUCUGGAUUUAUUAUGAAACCCAAAGAAGCGAGUUUGUUAACGUUAUCGAUAGCGUAAAAGUUAACUUAAAUUUAUAUGCAUUUGGAACAGCGCCCCUAGCGGCUAAUGUAGGCAAACGUCUUAAGACAUGUGGCGAUAUCCACGUUAUGAUUUCUAUUUUGCGAUGAUGAUCUAUGCUAGGGGUCGCGACCAUGUAGGGAUCGUCAGAAGGUUGUUAGAGGUCGCUAUUGUUUAAUUUUUCAGUUGAUUUAGCAGCUCACAAUACGCCCUCGCUAAAUCUUUUCAUCCACAGAAGGGGUCGUAGUCGAAAAAAGUUUGCGCUCUAAAUAGAAACAUUAAAUUAGUAAACAGGUUUUUUCGAACGCUUUUCUUUGUGGUUUUGAAAAUGUUUGCGAUCCGUUAUUUGUCUUCGUUUUUGGCACACUGUGUAAGCUGUACAUACUUUCACUAAAUUAUUAUUUUUUUGUAAGAACCUUCCAUAAAGUUUUGGAUUUGUAUUUUUUUUAAAGUUUUAAUUGAGUUAAAGCGUACUUUACAUUCAGGUAGCAUUGUAGUAUAAUAUAAUGUUGAGAAAGAAUAUUGUCAUCGUUGAUAGAUCGUCUAUAAUAAAUCAACAGUCAUCCUAUCUGUUGCCUUAGUUAUUUGUAAUCAUUCACGUUAUUCUUAAGUCAUGUGUUAAUAAUAUUUUAGUGUAUUUUUAAAAUACUUAUUGUGUAGGUCUCGAAGGAAUUGCCUGUAAUUUUCUUAUAGUGGAAUUAUAUUAGAUUAGUCCCAUUCGAAUUCAUUCCUUUGCAUUUCAAAAACUUAGGAUUGACCCGAACAACGGGUCUUGUCAUUUCACUUCUGUAGAUUAUACGUUUUCGUAACGAUUAGGGCCCACUUAUGAUCCUCUCGAUGCCGAAUUAUUAUUGUUGUAAUUUUAUUAAACAGUCUGCACCGGGCUCGAAAUGAGAAUAUUCUAAUAAUAACUAUCCUAAUAUAUGUAUGCGGAAAAAAUAUUCUUUGCGCAGCAUUAAUUGGAUACGUUUUUUUUUGUAACUGAAUUUUGCUUCCCAGUAACAAUUUUUUUCUCUUCCUUACCCGAUAUCUAAAAAUAAAUUAAUAACUUAACAAAAUAAAAUUUUUUUUUAUUUAAAACAAAAUUUUCUAGCAUAUCACUAUUAUAAUGUUGUAAAUGAAAUUUUUAUUAGGGAUUUAAAUAUAAUUGUUAUUUAUUGCAAAUUGAACAAUAAUACAUCACAGACACGUUUUAGAUUAAUAGACUAUAAAAGCAUUGCAUAGAGCGAACGAAAUUAAAUUGUGUAUAAUAAUUGAAUGAAGACGUCACGCCCUCUGUAUGUUAAAGGAAGAUUUAACUUUAUUUAAAUAUAUUUUUCAGAUUUCUUUUUACGAUGAUGACUAAUAGAAAGUUUUCAAUUGCAUUGUUUCUUUGGUAUUGGGACGUAAAAUGACGUGUCGUCCAGCGAUUUAAGGUUUAUAUAUUGAUCAAUUGCGUUUUAUUAAAGUUUACCAAUAUUUAUUCAAGACGGUUUUCACAAGACAUUAGUCAUAGGACAUUGAGGAGUAGCUCGAAGAUUUAGCAUGGUCUCGUUGAAAUUAUUCAAUGGAUUUUAUUCUUUUAAAAUAAGGCACUGUUUAGUCAUCGAAGCUAAUCGUUCUGACAGCAAAAACAUAGUUAUCCAGGGUACGUCUUAUUCGUUUUGUUACGCGAAAUAAAGUGACCACUGCCAUUUCAUUUUAUAUACACCAUUAUUUUAUAACUAGUACAAAAAUUUUAAGGACAUAUUAGGGAAGACAUUAUUAUCAUAUAUGUGAUGGAAAAAUCUCAUAAUACCUUUAAAUGGCAAAGUUAUUAUCAUUUGUUUAUUGUAAAAAAUCUCACUGAAAUCAUGGACAUAUUACUUUACAAUCCAUUCAUUAGUUCAUUGAACUUCAUUGAUGGUAUUCCAUCCUACUCAUUCGCAUUCGUACUGUCGCACUUGUGACGUAGAUGGCCUUAGACAAUAAAAUGAAACAAAAGAACAUGUGAUGUAGUUACCUACUUUAUUUAAUUUUCUAAAUUCUAACCUCUCCUUCAUAUUCAUCCGGGCUUAGGACCGGCAAAAUUACCUUUUUACAAUUAAUUAAAUACGUAUGUGAUUAGAAAACAAUAAACAAAUAUAACAAUAAAAUAAGGUAUUCUGUACUAAAAGAAAAGAGAAAUUUUGGCAUAUUUAUGAAGUUAGAAUCAGGUGCUAUUUACAAUAAUUAUUUACAUAGGUAUUAUUUACUAAACUUACAAGUAUUUCAAUUGUCCUUCGAAAUGUCCGCCACUAUUGUUAAUACACAGACGGGCUCGUUUCAUUAAAUUGUUUUUAACGAGAGAAGUACGCUUCUCUGUCUUUUCACUUCGUGAAUAGCGUCCAAUAUGCGCUGUUUUAAUCAUUCGAGCCUAAUUCGCUCGCUUCUGUGCACACGUCUCUUAAUUUCACUCCACAAAAAGAAGUCCAUGGGCGUUAAUUCUUGAGAUUUCCUGUAGUGAUAUGGAUGUAAUGGAGCCUUAUUAAUAAUCUUCCAGACACAGGACUGGCUGAUGUUAAGCCGUCGAUCAGCGUCAUUUGUACUCCGCCGGGGAUCCUCUUCAAAAUACGCUAGUACAUCGUCGUACAGAUUUUGUGACAACGCCGGUCUUCCUCGUUCUUGACGUACGUAGGUGACCGUGCGUGGAAUGAACCGUGAUCUAGUAAACGCUGGUAAGCAUUUACCACGGUUCGCACAUUUGGCUGUCGAGCGUUUGGGUGUCUUCCCUGUACAUACGUACAGCUGCACUCGCGUUUUCUCCACUCAAAAAGUACGCACGAAGCAUAGCUACAUACUCCCGUGAUCUGAACUGAUAAGCCAUCGCGUCAGGGAAAACUUAAACAAACAACUGUUGCAACGAAAAAAAGCAUGCGCACACUUCCGAUAACAAUUUAGCACUGUUUUUUGUCGUUGUUGCGUCGGGGCACGGCGCGGGCGCAGAGGGACAAGGGGUGGUUGGUGGGCUUCGACUUGCGUUUCCCGGAAUUUAUCAAUGGAGCAGCGCCCCGUAGGUACCCAAACCCCGCCGCACGUACCUACUAUCGGUCAUUGAUUGAUUUUUUUAAUAAUUAUUUAGCAUUUACCAGUUAUUACGUAUUUUUGUGGACAGUUUUGAGACUUAGUGUUUUUUAUUUUUUAACUACACAAAUAUGAUUAGUUAAAGAUACUUAGAGACCAGUUAAAUUUUUUGUAUUAAUUAAAAAAUAGGGGUGUAUAUAAUUUUUAAAGUUAUUUGAAUUCUUAACAACUCUUAGUUUAUGAUUGAUUAAUUGGGAAACAGGUCUUCCGAAUUAUGGGAAUUUGUUUACUAUAAGAUCGCUGUAAUGAACUACAUAAUCUUUUAAGCAGUGUUAUUUAUAGUCUGUAGUUUGUAAUCCUAUUUGUAAAUAAGUUGUUAUUACGAAGAUUCGUCCGAUUUACAACAAAAUGUUAUGUGAAAAGAGAGCAUUUAUUUUAUCUGUUUAAGAUUAGAAUCUCAGUUUGAUUUUUUUAUGUAAUUCAUGGUCAAAGUGCCAAAUUGAUGAUGACUUGUGUUUAUAUAUAUAUAUAUGAGUUAUAACAACAAAUACACCAUUCCAAUUAACAUGUUUAGGAUUUUGACUAUUGACAAAUUAAAUAUUUGGACUGAAA